Molecule: messenger RNA, 4744 nt
Organism: Actinia tenebrosa (Australian red waratah sea anemone)
Lineage: Eukaryota; Metazoa; Cnidaria; Anthozoa; Actiniaria; Actiniidae
Product: potassium voltage-gated channel subfamily A member 3
Biological process (GO): action potential; potassium ion transmembrane transport; protein homooligomerization
Cellular component (GO): membrane; voltage-gated potassium channel complex
Molecular function (GO): delayed rectifier potassium channel activity
Source: RefSeq, a predicted model, not a curated record
ACAGAGAGCUUGGAAAACAAUGAAAGGAAAUUCAUUUGAACGCACCUGUCAUGGCUCUUUUCUUGUUUUCAAUCGGUAAAAGCUAAGAAAUCUGGAACGUCUUCAAUCCAUCUAUCCUCCUGUAUUUCAGAGAAGACUUUGGGUGAAUAUUUGAAGCUGUGGAUUGUUCAAUUGAACUAGCCUUUUUGUUGGUUAUGAGUUAUAAAUUAUUCUAAAGGAACUAGCGAGUCUAUAGGCCUAUCGACUGAUCAUAUUCGGUAAGCGAAGGCGUACAACUACACGAGCAUAGUGGAUGUUUUUGGCGAGUUUAUCGUAUCAAAACUACUGCAAAUGCUACGAUGAAAUCGUGUGAAAAUAACCACGUUUACGAACUAAACCCAAGACUUGAUAAACUAGAUGAAGAAAGUGGAGCUCGAGACGAGAGACGGUCUUUUGAUUCUUCGAGUGAAUUUUCAGAUCGCUAUAAGAAAGAUAGACGCAUUAUUGUCAACGUUAGCGGCCUUCGAUUCGAAACUUACGAAAAUACUCUUCAAAGAUUUCCUGAAACUCUACUUGGAAGUAAAGAAAAGCGAGAAGAAUACUAUGACAGCGCGAUGAAUGAAUAUUUUUUCGAUCGGAAUAGAUCGACCUUUGAAGCCAUAUUGUUUUUUUACCAAUCCAAGGGAAAGCUAGUACGACCAAAUGGAGUGCCAUUUUUGAUCUUUACCGAGGAGCUCCGAUUUUUCGAAAUUGGGAGAGAAUUUGUCCAACGGCUUGAGGAAGAAGAAGGAUACGGUCAAAAAGAAGUGCGAAUUCUACCGAAAAAUACGAUACAGAGGAAAAUAUGGGAGCUUUUUGAAUACCCCGAUAGCUCAUUUGGAGCACGAGUCCUUGCCACAUUUUCAGUGUCUAUUAUUUUAUUAUCUAUAGUCGUAUUCUGCAUAGAAACUCUGCCUCAGUAUCGGUGUGUAACCAACUCCGAAAAUGUUGGAUGCGAGAGAAAGGUGGUUGAAACUGGUCGUACUAAUUCGACCACCACCGUUUCAUCGAAACGUAGAGCCGACAGAAGUAUUGCUUGGUUUGUGAUGGAAGUUUUAUGCAUAUCUUGGUUCACCUUGGAAUAUUUGGUACGACUUUUCUCCUCACCUCACAAACUACUUUUUGCACGGUCGUUCCUAAACGUGAUAGACUUAGUGGCAAUUCUACCUUACUAUAUAACUUUGCCGAUGGAAAACACCAAAAUUACGUCUUUGGCGGUGCUCAGGGUUAUCCGACUAGUUCGUGUUUUCCGUAUCUUUAAGCUUUCCCGGCAUUCUCGUGGACUCCAAGUUCUUGGCCAAACUCUGCGAGCAAGCUCAAGGGAAUUAGGAAUGCUGAUCUUUUUUCUCUUCAUCAGCGUCAUUUUAUUCGCAAGCGCUGUUUACUACGCCGAAGAGGAAGAUCCAAGAUCAAAAUUCAAUAGCAUUCCCGAUGCCUUCUGGUGGGCGGUCGUUACCAUGACGACGGUCGGCUACGGCGAUAUGUUUCCCGUCACGCUCUGGGGGAAAAUAGUGGGCUCAAUUUGUGCUAUUUCGGGUGUACUUACAAUCGCCCUGCCCGUACCCGUAAUCGUUUCUAACUUUAACUACUUCUAUAAGCGAGAACAGCUUGCGAGCUCGCUCGAUUUGGCUGAGAAUGGCCAGUCUCCGUACGCUAGUUACUGCGAGCAAGAAGAAUCAGAAGGCGAUAUGGUCAACGGUCCCUUGGUUUCAAGUCCAUCAGGGCAAAUACCGUCACCUACCAAUCAAAAUACUUACAAUCUAGAAGUCAAAGUUGAAACUCCAGUUUGAACGUCAGAAACGAAGUGAAAUAUGACUGAAAGCUUUAAUUAGUUAUAAUAUAUACAAAUUGACACCAGCAGUGAAAAUGAUCGAUGUUCUGACGAGGCCGGAGAGAGAUUCAUGAUUGAAAUAUCGAUGGAAAAUUUUUUAAAGACAUUGAUUAAAGAGUACAAACAAGAGGAUUAUCUUCAAUACUCUGCGCUUGAUAAUGUGUGCUAAAUGACAAGUCGUUCGAGCUCUUGAUGUAUUUAGACAAGUCGUUAUUGGACCUAAAAAAGUCACAUUAAUACCCAAAGCACUUCGACUACAAUACGUGAAAUUUGAACACACUGAUGGACGACCGGCAGUAUCUUAAAUAAAUGCUGUUUAAAGCGUAUAUACACACUAACGAGCUGGCAUACAAUUGGUCUGUAAUCGACAUAUAUAUAUAUACAAAAUUGUGAACACAAGGACAUUUGGAAGGAAUGACUAAUAAGACUAUAAAACAUCUGUCCUGGUGAUGACGCAUUUAGAAAGGAAUUUUAAAGAUUAUACAUCCGCGUUGCGACAUACCUGGACACAGAUUCCUUUCUCCUUUUAUGGCCGAAUUUUUUACGAAUGGCUGUCCUAAGGUGACGACUUUUAAAUUCGUCCUAACAAAGCAAUAUCGGUGAAAUAAAAUAUGGAAUUUUUUGGAUUUAAAUUAAUUGUAGUGAAAGGCUUUAGAAACUAGAUGGAAAUGAGUGAAAUUUUGGGUAGAAAUGGACAAAUAGACAAGGAAUUUUCAUCUUUUUUACGAAGAAAUCCUAAGAGAUGGAAUCAUACACAAGCCUUUAUCAGGUGGGAACUGGCGUAGUGAACUGUGGUCUGAUUUUGAUGACAAUUCAAUCGGAUCCGAUUCAUGAAAUUAACAUUGGGGAAAUUUACGAAAUUAGAAAUAACAUAUAUUUAUUAGGAUUUUUCGGGAGGAACGGAUGUUUCAGGCAUGAGCCAAUAAGGAGCAGUGUGACUCAGCUAAGACACCAUGACUCAUAGUAUGUCUGUAAAGCCAGGUGGCGGUUUGAAGUACUGGUACCCAGACCCCACACGGUCAUUUUCUACAGCCAGUCAAAAGGCCUGUUAGAAUUGCAAAUUGAUUAAGUUCCGUAAUAUUCAAAAUGGCGUCGAUUAUAUUUGGAUUAGUCGAGCCAACCAAUGAUAUUGGUGACGCCAAGUGACGUCAAAACGCUCAACCAAUCAUCGUAUGACAAAAUCUCCCGUGACAAAAUUUUAUUAGUAAUUCACCCUAACCCAGGCCCUCUCUCAGCGGUAGAAUAUUACCUACAAGGGAUUGGGUAUGUGAGAUUAGCUGGUUUUAAAUAUAGCUGUAAAUCAAGACACGUGACCCGAGACUUGUGAUCUUACGGGUGCAGAGCUUUUUAUACUGACGAAUCAACUUGCAUUUUACCGCUUCGCCGGAAUAUCUGGAUGCCUUAAUAGUAUAGCUAGCAUUUAACGGAGGAAUUUUACGAGCGUAUUUGCACAAAAAAGGUAAAUUUAUGACACAAGAAUGUGAAAAAUUUGGUGUAUUAUUUAUUUAUUUUGAUUUAUUGCCAGCAUUUAAUUCAUUUAUUCUAAUGAAUUUUWAAAAUAAUCGUUGCCAGGCAACCACUUUGUUUCUGUGUUGCUAGGUGACACCAAUUAAGUGUAUUGUUGCUAAGUAACGAAUCUGGGUGUUAUUUAUUUUGCUUUAUCGCUAACACUUGAUACUUCAGGUACUUAAUUCUGACAUAAUUCUACACAAUUAUAAAAAACCCGUUGUAAGGCGACCACUUUAAUUUGUUGCUAGGUCACAGCAAGAGUUUAUCGUUGCUAAGUAACGAAUCUGUUUUGUUGCUAGGCCACCUCAUUUUGUUGUUAAGUAACUAACUUCAAAUUCCUUAAUGCUUUUGAUUUUGUAAUUUUUAAUGUUAAUUGUUUUAAAAUUUUCUUUUUUAAGUUUUGUAGUAUUGUUUGGUUGUGCUGUUCUUUUUUCUUCUUCUUCUUUCAAAGAAAUUUAUGCUAGCUUCAUAGUCAGUUAACAAUUUCUAUUUUUGCUAAGUAUGAGUUUUUCCCAGGGUUUCUUAGCAACAGUAUCCAUGGUAAUCAUCUAGAUUGUGUUGUUGCUAAGUAACAUGAAUUGAAGGCAUGAAUCCCUCAUUAUUUUAUAUUUUCAAUUCAUUAAUCCGUGUUAAUAUAACAUCUUUUAGCUUUUAAAUUUUUUCACAUCCUAAUUAAAACAACUUAUUGUUUGGCACCUGAUUUGACUUUUGAUAUUUUGGUAUCAUUCAGGCUUCAUUUUGCUACUAUGAUAUGACGUCUCAAUCUUUACAAUGUUGCUACACAAAAGCUUAUUUUUCAAUCAUAUUUCAUCUCAGUUUAUGGUUGUCAAAACCAUAGGGACCCCAAUUUACUGAAAAUAAGUCUAUCUUAUAUUGCAUUUUUGUAGUUUAAGACUUAAGUGGAUAGCAAAAGUAUGAAGAAAACUGCAACAAAUUCUCAAUGCAAGCUUUAAAGCGAGAUGGAAAUCGAGCUUCGAAUAAUGAAAUGAAUUUUUGAACCUUGCUAGGAACGCAUGAACUAGUUUGACUGUAGAACGUGUUUGCAUCUAUAUCUUUGACAGAAGCUAGUUGAGUUUGACCAAGAUAGUUAAGUCCUUGAGUCCUACUAUUUUACGAGUUUAGUAAAACCACUCUAACAUCUAGAAGAACCUCAAUUAGCCUACCAACUAUAUCGCGUGAGAAUCAUUGACCGUAUCAAGUAGUCUUUCCAGGACAUUCAAAUAUUUCAUGUACUGCAAAGAUUCAAAUCUAGAUUUGACUCAAGGGAGUUUUACUUUUCUCUAAAUUGGGUUGCCUGUGGUUACGAUAUCCCGUUAUUGCAGGGCGUAUGAUAUAUAAAUUUGUAAAAUUGAUUAAAAAAAUAAAAUAUCAAAUGGUGCAGCUUAA